This is a messenger RNA of Paramecium sonneborni, 817 nucleotides long. The record is from the annotation of a GenBank genome assembly. Lineage: Eukaryota; Ciliophora; Oligohymenophorea; Peniculida; Parameciidae.
AUGAUUAAAUAAGCCUAGAUAAAGUUAAAUUGUCAAUUAAAUGAUCAUUAAGAUUAAGAUGAGAUUGACACUUUCUGUUCUCAUUAGUUUUGUACCGAUUUUCGAUUAAACUGUUUUAAAUGUAUUAAAAAGGGAAUUCAUCGUGCUCAUUUUGAAGAUGUUGAAAAAAUACAAAGUAUAAUAUAGUUUUUUGAAAAUAAAAAUAAAUAAUGUGAUGAUUUGAUUGAUAAUCUUGAUAAGUAAGUAGAUAAUUUAAAUCAAUAAUUUUGUUAAUUAAAAAAGGGAAUCAGAUAUAAAUAUUCAUUAUCAAAAGAGAGAUUAAUGCAAUUGAAUGCUUAAUAAAUAAACGAUGCUCUAAAUUCAGUUGUAAGAUUAGCUGAAUAUAAAGAAUCAAUAACAAUAAUCAUUAAUGAACAGACUAAGAAGCUAAGUCAUUCUUUUUUUAACUUAAAUGAUUAAUUGCAAUUAUCAUCUUUUAAUUAUUAUUUGAUUGAUGAUAAUGAUAUUAGAUUAUCAAAAGAAUUUUACGAAAAAGGUAAUCAUAUAAUCACUUCCUGUAGGUAAUUAAUUAUAUAUGGAUGAUAACUAUUAAUAGGCAAUAUAAUUAUUAGACAAAUCCAUAUAAUUAAAUCCUAAAAAUAAUUUAUCAUUAUGGUGUAAAGGUGAAAUUAAUAUAUUAUCAAUAGGUGCAUCUUUAAGAUGGUUGAAUAAAUAUGAGAAUGCAAUCCUUUGUUUAGAUAAUGCUAUAACUAUUGAUCCUAAUCAUAUUAAUUCUUUAUUUGAAAAGUGUAGAUGAAUAUUAUUAUUAAAAUAAAUA